Messenger RNA from Sipha flava (yellow sugarcane aphid), 1222 nucleotides. RefSeq names its product ethylmalonyl-CoA decarboxylase-like. The transcript is spliced from 5 exons. Lineage: Eukaryota; Metazoa; Arthropoda; Insecta; Hemiptera; Aphididae. Gene Ontology annotation, biological process: fatty acid beta-oxidation. Gene Ontology annotation, molecular function: enoyl-CoA hydratase activity. Gene Ontology annotation, cellular component: cytosol. The record is from RefSeq and is a predicted model, not a curated record. The coding region runs from base 284 to 1162 and encodes 292 amino acids.
AUCUUUGUGCUCUUCCACACUAAACUUUAUUUCAUCUGUGUAUUAAUUUUAAAUAUCAAACAUAUGUUGUUUACUUAUAUCAGUUUAAAAUACUAUAAUUUUUAAUGUAAUACAUUAAUAAUUGAUUUAUCUACUUCCCUAGGACAGCUGUACUAGUGUUAAUUUUGUUCACCUUCCUAUAUUAGUUUUAUUGCAGUUGUGCAAAAUUUAUUUGGGAACUUAUAAAAUUGUUGGUGUUCCAGGUGUUCCACUACGUACUAUUGGUAUUAAACGAUUAUUAAAAAUGGAAAGAAGUCGUACUCCCAAGGAAAAUUAUUUACACAACUUUACAUACAACGAGCAGGAAUUUUCAUUCAAUAAAGCGAAAGAAUUGAUGUCCAAACAUUUGGAUUUCGAUGGCUCAGUCGAUUUGGAUGAGAGUAUAAAUGGUAUAUCUAAAGUGUGUUUGAAUAAUCCUUUGACUAAAAACGCAUUAAACGGAAAAAUGAUGCUUGAUUUAGAAAAAAUUGUUAAUAAAUUGGACCAACAGAUCGAAUGCAAAGGAGUGAUUUUAUACGGGGCCGAUGGUAAUUUCUGUUCCGGGGGUGAUUUAAACAUGAUGAAACAAAUGAACAAUCCGGAAAUGGGAUAUGCAAUGGCAACUUACAUGAAUAACAUUCUAGAUAAAUUCAAAAAACUACCCAUGAUUACCGUUGCAUUUAUUGAAGGCUCAGGUGCCUUAGGCGGAGGAGCAGAGCUGACCACGGCAUGCGAUUACAGGCUGAUGAGCACCAAGAUGGAGACCACGGCCAUCGGGUUUAUUCACGCAAAAAUGGGCAUAGUGCCCGCGUGGGGUUCGACGGGCCGCCUGAUGUCGAUUAUGGGCCGUCAGAAUACGCUGAACUUGUUGCUGGACAGCCGGCCACUGAGGGCAGCCGAAGCGAUGGACAUUGGCCUAGUGGACGGUACGGUGGCCACUUUGCAAGACGCCACGGACUGGCUGUCGCAGAAGACUAGACACCACGUGAACGUGAUCCGGGCCAUAAAGCGGACGUUAUCGUGUCACGACGACGGAACCGACGGGAGAGCGGCUGCGUUGAUGGAACGCAAAAUAUUCGCACCGCUUUGGGGAGGGCCCGCCAACCAAAUGGCUCUUGAUCAGUAUUUCAGUCGCAACAAAUAAAUGUUCUUUAGAAUUGGUGUUUUUUAUACAAAUUUUAAAUAAAGCUGUCGUUGGUUUAUA